GUGUCAACUCGAACACGAACCGGAAGUGCAAUGCGUUGUAAUCGAAUGUGUUGUAGGAUGGCGACAUAAGUUCCUCCAUAGAAUCUAUUUUUGUUUAUUUUAGCUCUAUGCGCCCAGUGCUGACAUGGCACACAGAUAUCUCCACCUAUACAGAGGCUGCAGGAAUCUGUACAGAGUUGUUCUGCCUGAUUUAAGGUCACUAAAGGCGGCUCGACUGGUAUCUACACAGACUGAGGCCCUGCAGAACCGAGAGCUGCUUUCUCAGGUUUUGGACACUUACAGAAGGUUAUGCUCAAAGCCUCCGAAAGGAUUUGAAAAAUAUUUCCCGAAAAACGGCGAGUCCAAACCUCCCAACGCAGAGGCCCAAGAGGCCAAGCCGAACAAUGCGCAGAAGAACUCUGGGAAGUCAGACGGUGGAGGAGGAGCUGGUGGGGGAGGAGGUAAAAAGGGAGGAAAGAAGGAUGAAAACAACUGGUUCAAUCGUGCCCAAAAGGGGGAUAUUCCAUGGGAUGACAAGGACUUCCGGAUGUACGUACUUAUUUCUGCAGCUUUUUGGGCAGCAGUGGCUUAUUACUAUUUCUGGGAUACAGGAAAAGAAGUCACCUGGAAGGACUUUGUUAAUAGCUAUCUGGCUAAAGGAGUCGUCGACAGGUUAGAGGUUGUGAACAAGCGCUUUGUGAAAGUUAUACUCACUCCAGGACAAGCGGAAACUACUGGGAAAUAUGUGUGGUUAAACAUCGGCAGCGUGGACACGUUUGAGCGGAACCUGGAGACGGCUCAGAUGGAGCUGGGUAUCGAAGGGGAGAAAAGGCUGCCUGUGAUUUACUCCACUGAGAGCGAUGGCUCCUUCCUGCUCAGCCUGCUUCCCACCGUGCUCAUCAUCGGAUUCCUGCUCUUCAUGCUACGGCGAGGGCCUGCGGGCACUGGGCGGCCUGGCAGGGGCAUGGGUGGCCUGUUCAGUGUCAGCGAGACCACCGCAAAAGUGCUGCGUGACGAGAUCGACAUCAAAUUCAAGGACGUGGCUGGGUGCGAGGAGGCCAAGCUGGAGAUCAUGGAGUUUGUUAACUUCCUAAAGAAUCCCAAGCAGUACCAGGACCUUGGGGCCAAAAUCCCUAAGGGUGCCAUUCUGACCGGACCUCCCGGUACCGGGAAGACCCUGUUAGCGAAAGCAACUGCAGGCGAAGCAAACGUCCCUUUUAUCACCGUUAAUGGCUCUGAAUUCCUAGAGAUGUUUGUGGGUGUCGGUCCAGCUAGGGUUCGAGACCUUUUCGUUCUGGCACGGAAGAACGCUCCCUGCAUCCUCUUCAUAGACGAAAUCGACGCGGUGGGGAGGAAAAGAGGCAGGGGCAGUUUCGGAGGGCAGAGCGAGCAGGAGAACACACUCAACCAGCUUCUCGUGGAGAUGGACGGUUUUAACACUGCAACCAACGUUGUGGUUCUGGCUGGUACCAACAGACCAGACAUCCUGGAUCCAGCGCUGAUGAGACCUGGCCGCUUUGACAGGCAGAUUUAUAUCGGUCCUCCAGAUAUCAAAGGCAGAGCUUCGAUAUUUAAAGUCCAUCUGAGACCGCUGAAGCUGAACGCAGAAAUAAACAAGGACAAUCUAGCGAGGAAGAUGGCUGCCCUUACACCUGGUUUCUCAGGUGCUGAUAUUGCUAACGUGUGUAACGAGGCGGCGUUGAUCGCAGCUCGCCACCUCUCUGACGACAUCACAGAGAAACAUUUUGAGCAGGCUAUCGAGCGUGUGAUCGGAGGCUUAGAAAAGAAGACACAGGUGUUACAGCCUGAGGAGAAAAAGACCGUAGCAUACCACGAGGCAGGACACGCCGUAGCUGGGUGGUACCUGGAGCAUGCAGACCCUCUGUUAAAGGUGUCCAUUAUCCCACGAGGUAAAGGUUUGGGCUACGCUCAGUACCUCCCAAAAGAGCAGUACCUCUACACCAAGGAGCAGCUGUUGGACCGGAUGUGUAUGAUGCUCGGGGGCCGAAUCGCUGAGGACAUAUUCUUCGGUCGCAUCACCACUGGAGCACAGGACGACCUGAGGAAGGUGACGCAGAGCGCGUACGCACAGAUAGUGCAGUUUGGGAUGAGUGAGAAGGUGGGUCAGGUGUCGUUCGACCUUCCUCGGCAGGGAGAUCUGGUUCUGGAUAAGCCGUACAGUGAGGCGACGGCACGUCUGAUCGAUUCUGAGGUGCGGGAUCUCAUUAAUAGCGCCUACGAGCGCACAAAGGUGCUGCUAACAGAGAAGAAGGCUGAUGUGGAGAAGGUGGCGCUGCGACUUCUGGAUAAGGAGGUGUUGAAUAAGAACGACAUGGUGGAACUCCUGGGUCAGCGGCCGUUCGUUGAGAAGUCAACGUACGAGGCAUUUGUGGAGGGCACAGGAGGACUGGACGAGGACACGUCGCUCCCUGAGGGACUGAAGGACUGGAAUAAAGAACGAGGGAGCGAGAAAGAGGAGAGUACAGAGGAGCAGGUGGCACGUAACAUCGGAGGUGGCAUGCCGUUCUAAACGCAAUCCACCACCAGAGGGGUGACAUUUACAGAAGUGAGCAAGAAGGAAAUAUAAUGAGGUCCGUUUGAGUUUGGGUCGGAUCGGGGCUGGUCAUGUGACUGUAUCUCAGGUUGGUGUGUGUGCUGCAUAGAUAGAGAUUAAAAAGGUGUUUGUUUGUUUUUUUUCUUUUUUGUGGGAUGUGGUAGCUCAGUGGUUAAGGUGUUGGACCACUGAUCAGAAGGUCAUGAGUUCAAAACCCAGGUCCACCAAGCUGCCACCUCUGGGCCCCUGAGCAAGACCCUUAACCCUCAUUUGCUCAGUUGUAUAAAUUGAAAUAAAAAAAGUGUCACUCUGGAUAAGGGUGUCUGCUAAAUGGCAGAAAUGUAAUUGUUUUGUUUUUUUUAAAGGAGAGGGAAGUUGAUAGCUGUAGCUCAGUUGGAAUUCAAAGGUUUUGGCACGCAGCUAAUGAUCCAUAUUUAUGAAUUUUGCUUCACUGACCGAAAUGAGCAGAAGUAAUAUAUAGAAUAUGAUGAAAAUGUAUAUAAAGGAUGAAUAAAAAACAUGUGGAAUUAAAUAGAAAUAUCUCUACUCAUAGUUGCUUCUGUGAAGAUCAAAUACCACACAGUGCAUCGCUCGUGUUCACUUUGUAAAAUCAGAUCGCUAGAAAAGCAAGAAAGCAAUUGUGAUUUCACUCGAUAUGAAAAGAAGUUAAAAGAAAGCAUGAUCUCAUCUUAACACUGUUGUCAAGCACCUGGUUACCGCAUUCUCAGACUGACUCUGUACAUAAAGCAUAAAGACUUUCACAGAAUGCUUUCAUGAGUCUUUUGUUUAAAAGUAUUUGCAAAUUAAGCCCAAAGGUUGUAUAAUGAGUUCAUUAAUGUAGUCUGAAGUAAAUGGAUCUUUUUUUUU
Messenger RNA from Tachysurus fulvidraco (yellow catfish), 3400 nucleotides. It is a transcript of the gene afg3l2, whose product is annotated as AFG3-like AAA ATPase 2. Gene Ontology annotation, cellular component: membrane; m-AAA complex. NCBI's taxonomy places the organism in Eukaryota, Metazoa, Chordata, Actinopteri, Siluriformes, Bagridae. The record is from RefSeq and is a predicted model, not a curated record. The coding region runs from base 125 to 2509 and encodes 794 amino acids. Gene Ontology annotation, biological process: mitochondrial protein processing; protein-containing complex assembly. The transcript has 17 exons. Gene Ontology annotation, molecular function: zinc ion binding; ATP hydrolysis activity; ATP binding.